CUAUUGUACAGGAGACGACAGUGUGACAAUAGACCAGUUUUCCAACUUGUUCUGCCACAUGUGUUAAGGUCAUCAGUACUUACCAGUCUGCAUAACCAGAUGGGACAUAUGGGUAUUGAACGUACUCUUGAGCUGGUUAGGUCAAGGUUUUAUUGGCCAAAAAUGGCUUCUGAUAUUGAGACAAAGAUCAAGAACUGUGAGAGAUGUGUCAAGAGGAAAAGUCAGCCAGAGAAAGCUGCACCUCUGGUCAAUAUCCACACCAGCAGGCCAAUGGAACUGGUUUGUAUGGACUUUUUGUCUUUGGAACCGGAUAGUCAUAACACCAAAGAUAUCCUGGUCAUCACCGAUCACUUUACACGGUAUGCAGUAGCCAUUCCAACGAGAGAUCAAAAGGCCAGCACAGUUGCCAAAUGUCUAUGGGAGCAGUUCCUCAGUCACUAUGGGUUCCCAGAACGUCUCCAUAGUGAUCAGGGGCGCGAUUUUGAGUCUCGAACCAUCAAAGAGCUCUGUGUUUUGGCCGGCAUCCGUAAAGUGAGGACAAGUCCAUAUCAUCCCAGAGGAAAUCCAGUGGAGCGAUUUAAUCGCACAUUACUGAGCAUGCUGGGAACCUUGCAGGAAAAGGAGAAGACAAAGUGGCGUGAGCAUGUCAAACCACUCACUCAUGCAUACAAUUGCACGAGAAACGAUGCCACAGGGUUUUCACCUUAUGAAUUGAUGUUUGGGCGGCAGCCCAGAUUACCCAUAGACAUCGCAUUUGGGUUACCAGUCAAAGACAGUUCAUCUACUUCACAUUCCCAGUAUGUGAAAAAUCUCAAGUAUCAAUUGAGGGAAAGCUAUAGGCUUGCAACUAAAAAUGCGGAAAAAGUGGCUAAUAAGAACAAAAAGAGGUUUGAUGUGCGAGUAAGAGAAUCCACACUUGAGGCAGGAGACCGAGUUCUUGUGCGAAAUCUUCGACUUCGCCAAAAGCACAAACUGGCUGACCGAUGGGAGUCAAAAGUCUAUAUUGUGCAAAAGAGAGCAGGAGACUUACCCGUCUAUGUGGUGUGUCCUGAAGGUCAGGAUGGGCCAACUCGCACAUUACAUCGUGAUCUGCUCCUACCUUGUGGUUUCCUUUCUGAAGAAAAGGAAGAAGUUGUCGAGCCAAAACCCGCACGUAGACUCAGAACCAAGCAGACAUUUUCCCAACCAAGUGAACAACUUACCUGUUCAGAGGAUGAUGAUGAUAUGGAUCCUCAAUUUUACCCCAUGAAAGUUUCUGAGGUAGAGACAACACUGUUUAAAGUCAUGGAUAUGCCUAAGGAAAAUGGUGAGGCAGCUUGCAGAAGAAGCACACGGGCUGGAGCUGAAUACUUACCUGUUGAUUCUGAAACCCUACAUGGCAUUGAACAACAAAGCUUACCUGGAACCAUACCUGAUGUGUCCCCUGCUGGAAACGGUCCUAAUUCUGUGGAGAGAAGUUCCAUGUAUUUGGAGCCUGAGGAAAACUUACCUGUUGCAGUUGAACCUGAAGAGAACUUACCUUUUACAGUUGAACCUGAGGAAAGAACUGAAAAAAUGGAUGGAGAUAUGGAAACAGAGAGAGUAAAUGAGAUCAACACAUCCCAAAUGGAAAAAGAACUAUCAUUACAACAUCUAGAGGAGUACCUACAUGAGCAACUUGCAAUGGGAAGAGAGGAUUCACAAUGUCAGUCUCAGAAGAAUAGCCCUCAAACAGAUAUAACCAGUGACCCAAGUUCUACUGUUGAAACUGACAAUGACAUCAAUGAGAUAACCAGUGAACCUCCACGUAGGUCAGAACGUUCCAGAAGUGCACCUAGGAAAUUUACUUACCCUCAACUUGGCAGUCCCUUGAUUUCUUUUGCUCAGACCAUUCUAGAGGGAUUUAAUCGAGCUUUAGUUGAAACGUUUGAAAGUAAUCAUUAGAAAAAGAGAACAUGAAGGGACUCAUGUCAGUUAAGGAGGGGAGUGUGUAACCCAGUGGCAAUACAGGGUUAAAAUUACUUUAAAAUUGUAUUAAAAUAGUGUAAUAUCUCUUUAGAAAAAAAAUCUGCCAAAAUAGAUUAAUAUCCCUUUAAAAAAAAAAACAGCCAAAUAGUGUAAUAUCCCUUAGGAAGAAAUCAGCCAAUCAGGAGUGAUAGUCCUCCCCUAGCUGAACAUGAUUGACAGGACACGAGGCAAAUUGCGUGAUUCAACCAUGCGCGCGAGUAUGUGAGAGAAAGAGAGAAGACGAACACGAUUGAUGGCGAUGGGAAACGAGAGGAAAUUGACAUAUAUAAAGUUAACAGAGUGAUAAAAGUGAGUGUAUUAGCAAGCUAAAGAACCAACACAGAAGACAGAAUAAGGAGGAGCAAACGAGAGUUUUGAAAACUCCGUUUUUCACCAGUAUUUGUCUCGGUCAGGUCUUAUGAACAGAGUGAAAACUACUUCUCUAUCGAUGGCGAGCCUCCCAGUGUGAUCGUGAAGAGAUGCAGACCAACUCAUCGAACGUUUCCCCUGGUGGUAGGAAAGUAUCAGUCGCCUGAGCUGGUACCCACUUUCAUCCAAGUGCAAACUUCCUUUUAAAAGGAGGAACUGUCACAGAACUGGUGACACACUUUUGACAUCGAACUAUUGACAGGAUUGAUUAAUACAGAAAGUGAUCACAAAACAGACUUUAACAACUACAAAAGGACAAAAUCAGAGACUCAUUUAUUUUAAAGGGCCCAUUUUAUUUUUUUUAUUUUUUCCAUAUAAAUGUUAUGCAAUUGUGUUUCAACUGCUAUUUGCAAAAUUAAUGUGAGUAAAAGUUACUGGUUACU
Messenger RNA from Carassius gibelio (silver crucian carp), 2798 nucleotides. RefSeq lists its product as uncharacterized. The transcript has 2 exons. NCBI's taxonomy places the organism in Eukaryota, Metazoa, Chordata, Actinopteri, Cypriniformes, Cyprinidae. The record is from RefSeq and is a predicted model, not a curated record. The coding region runs from base 100 to 1923 and encodes 607 amino acids. Gene Ontology annotation, molecular function: nucleic acid binding. Gene Ontology annotation, biological process: DNA integration.